Myxocyprinus asiaticus (Chinese sucker) is the source of this 1750-nucleotide messenger RNA. RefSeq names its product protein mono-ADP-ribosyltransferase PARP12-like. NCBI's taxonomy places the organism in Eukaryota, Metazoa, Chordata, Actinopteri, Cypriniformes, Catostomidae. The transcript is spliced from 8 exons. Gene Ontology annotation, molecular function: metal ion binding. Bases 120 to 1451 code for a protein of 443 amino acids. The record is from RefSeq and is a predicted model, not a curated record.
CCCUUUUGCCUUUGCAUUUUCCGCUUUCAUUUCUUCAGAAACCAAACGCAAAAACGCAGAUACAAAACCAUCGGAAUACGCACAGACAAACAGAUCACUGUACACAGAUCUGCGCAGAAAUGUCGGGCUACUCACCGAUCAUACAUUAUGCCACCAGCAUAUUAUGCGGCAAUAAAGGCUCAAUGGAGAUAUCUGAGCUGCACCGAAGAGUUUUUCAGCGCUUUGAAAUUACCGAACAAGAGUUUUGGUACAUGAUUAAAAAAUGCGCCCGGUUCGCAGUAGUGCAGAGCAGAGCUAGAAAAGAUGAGGAGGAGUCUGACUGCAUCGUCGCUGCGAAAACAUCACUCAGACUGUGCAAGAAAUAUUCCAAGAAUGAAUGUCACGAGUGUCAGGAUUUACACCUGUGCAAGUAUUUUGUUUAUGGCAAUUGCAGAUAUGGGAAGGGAAGGAAGGAGUGUAUGUUCUCCCAUAAUAUUCAGUCAGAACAUAACUAUCCUUUGCUGCGGGAGUGUACACUUCAUGAACUGAAUGAAGACGAUCUCUUCCUGCUUCUUCUACAGAAUGAUCCUUCCCUUCUACCAGAGGUGUGUGCUCACUACAAUAAAGGCACAGGCCUUUUUGGGGCCUGUACCUUUAUGGAGCGCUGCACCAAGGUGCACAUUUGUCAGCACUUUGUGCAAGAUGACUGUCUGUUUGGCCCGAAGUGUAAACGGCAACACAGCAUUGACGAAAACAGCCGCAGAAUGCUGCAGGAACGUGGUCUCAGUGGCGAAAUCAUCCAUGACCUGCCCUACAUAUACCAGAACGUUCAACGUCUGAACUCACAAGCUCAACAAAGUGAAUUGAUAUCUGAACAAGGGGUCAAACCAGUCACUCAGAUAGAGAAGAAUGAAAUUUGUCUCCACUUCAUAAGACGAAAAUGCAAAUUUCAGGAUCAGUGCGUUCUUGUCCACUUCAAUCUUCCGUAUAAGUGGGAGGUUUAUGAUGGGAAAGGAUGGAGGGAUUUGAGAAACAUGGAGGAAAUAGAGCGAGCCUACUGCGACCCCAAGAAUGAAUGCAGUCCAGGCUCAAAGCCUGUGGAUUUUGUGUCCAUGAAAAGGGGUCGCGACCCUGUGCGGCGACUCUCAACGGUCUCUUCCAUCUCUAAACCCGCCCACUACAUCAUGACAACAGAGUGGAUUUGGUACUACAAAGGAGAUCAUGAGAAUUGGAUAGAGUACGGCCAACCGGAUGAUAAACAACGUAUGACAUCCAUAACAUCGCAGGAGCUGGAGAAAGCUUAUCAGGAAGACAGCACUGCAGAAGUUUCUGUCAUUAAGGGAAACAGGCAUUACUAUAUCAGCUUCCAAGAUAUGUAUCAAAGGAACCCCAAACACAACACAAAGAGAAGAGUGCUUAGACGACCACGCUUUGUGUCUAUCAACGAAGUGGAGAGUAAAGCAGCCCAGUGACAAACCGCACACACAAACAAACUGUGUUUACAUACAUUAGAAGAGACAUUACAAUUCUGAGUUGCUGUGCUUUAGAUUCUUGACAUUGGAUAUAAGUACUCACACACCCUCAGAUCAUGCUCAAAGCACUCCUCAAUGAAUAAAAAAUGUCACUGCUUUGAAUGAAAUAUAAUAGAAAUAUUAAUAAGAAGGAAUAUUAAGUAAAAGUAUAAGGUUCUGUCUUUGCAUUUCACCUCCAGCAAGUUUUAUGGCUACAUCUUUGCCUAUUUAUAUUAAAAAAAAAAAAAAAAAAAAAAGAA